Molecule: messenger RNA, 1717 nt
Organism: Owenia fusiformis
Lineage: Eukaryota; Metazoa; Annelida; Polychaeta; Sabellida; Oweniidae
Source: the annotation of a GenBank genome assembly
GGAUUUUUAUCAUGGAGGCUUCACUUGGACAUUUUUCAAUAUUUUAUAGAAUUUACGAAGUUUAUAUGGCCACCAGGUCAUCAAAUAUACUUUUUUGUAGAACAAACAUCUUCUUCAUUGUUGACCAUAAGAAUUUGAGAUGAUUCAUUGCAAUUUAAAAGACUUAAAUGGCUUAGAACAUCACCCUGGACGAAGUGAUAAGGUCAAAACAAGUGGCUCUGAUUUAGGAAAAAACGAUCUUCCUAAAAAUAAACAUGGCAGAGCAGGGGUGAGUUUAUUUCUUUAAAUUAUACCCUUUCUUGGCCACCUGACAUGUUCAAACUCGGUACAUUGAUCCAAGACAUAUCCACCUCUCUAUAUAUAAUAUUGUAACGAUUAAUACUAAGAAACGAAAUGAACACGAAUUGAAAUAAUAUAUUUUUGUAAAUAACCGCAAUAUUUUUUUUGAUUAUUUUCGAAAAAAUGGUAGAUACUCUGUUUCAAAUGCAUUGAUAUUUGGCGAUAUGAUAGUUUAUGAACCAGGGAAUGUCAUAUCACCAUUAUUUUUCUAAUACAAGAAGUAAUUUACGUCCCUGAGACGAGAUUAGAUUUAUUUUCUGGAAAAAACGCGGCUCUGAUUCCAACAGAAUAUAUGGAAAAUACGUGGAAUGGAUGUCUAAUUAAUCACUUGUUUACUUUCAGGUGUGUAGGCUUCCAAUGCUACCAUUGUGAUGGGAAAACAAAACAAUUUAAUGCAAUAAUACAACACUUGAUUUUAAAACAUCCUGAAAAUGAAAUGAAAAUCAGAAAAAUUAUUAAUGUGAAUGGAACGAUUAAAUUGAUAACAAAAAAUUUCUCAGAUGUGAUUCCCAGUGAGAUCGAAGCCAGUGGCAAAAAAAUAGUGAUUCAGGAUCAGGACUCCAUGACAAUAUCAAUAGCCCAGUACUUGGACAGUGAUGUUCCCCAUGUAUCUAAAUGCUCAAAAUUAGAUAUUGACAGUAACAAUGAAAUGAAAUGUCGUACAACAAUGGAUAAUAACAUUGAAAAAGAAAAUGAAAUUGAAAAUAAAAUUGAAAAUGAAACCACCAAUGAAAUCACCAAUGAAAUGAAUGAUAUAAUAAAUUUGAAAUCUUGUCACAGCAAUGAAGCACACAGUUCCACAGAUGGCAAUGCAACGAUACAGAUGCUAGAUGAAAAUAUUGAAGAUCUAAUAAAUGAGUUCACCAGUGUGUUACCUGAUGUCAUUCAACGACUUGCCGACGAUGGAUCUAUACGCACAAUACUUAAUUUUUUCAAUCUGGUUACAAUUUUGCCAAAUAUUCGUGAUUCGCGUUCUCUUCACGAAUUUGAGAAAAAACUUUUUUUUUCAAAAACUACUUGAUGAAUACCUUUGCAAUUUUUUGCGCAUGUUCUGUAAUGCUUAUGCAAACUGUGGUAUCGUUUAAUUAUAAUGAUGAACCUCCUUAAAUGAGAUGUAUAUUUUUUUAUUCUCCCCUACCCCGGCAAUUUUCCAAUUUCACUAAAUCGAUUUAUAUUCCGUUGCUAGGCAAAAACAUAGACAGAAAUUAUAGUUAAGUCAGCAAUUAUCUAUUUUCUUACUAAAUCACCAAUUGUUAUUGGUAGUACUUCUUGAAAUAUGAAUGUUAAAGACAAAAACAACUUGAAAAUGUUGAUUAUUCAAAUACGCGUUCCAUCGAUUUCAGUUCUAGAAAAGCUAUUACCUAGAUUUUUAUUUCAU